AAUCUCACACCUACCAGGGCUGUUCAGAGUCGAGGAAUCGACUCGUUGGGAAUCGACCGCUCGCCAAUACCCCCGCCUCCCCCUCCCUGUGAGAAAUUGACAGCAGCUGGGUCGCCUGUGUGAGCAAAGCCGAAGGACAGACACUGCAGAAAAUAAAACUCUGCCGCUACAGUGGGCUCCCCCUUCCCCCUUCCCUUCACCGUUUGAGUGUAUAUACCAACAAAGCGACCCAGACGAGCUCUCUGACUCGGUUUACCCGCUUCUACAGCGGAGCGGUCGGGACUUUUUCCUCGCGAACUGAAACGUCGGUAGCUUAGCCGAGCUAGCGGGCUAACGCGACUAGCUGGCUUCAGCUACACAGAGGAAUUUCAAUUAUUCCGCCGACAGACAUUUAAGGAUGUCGGGGAAGGAGCAGAAUAAACAAUCCACCACCGAACGGCUGGUUAAAGCGGUGCCGUACCCUCCCACGACAGGGCUCCCCUUAAAAGAGCUGUAUGAGGACGGCAAGCCCAAAGUGGAGCUCUUGAAGAGCCACCUGGUAAAAGAGGGCCGUCUUGAGGAGGAAGCGGCCCUACGCAUCAUCAACGACGGCGCCAACAUCCUCCGCAACGAGAAGUGCAUGCUGGAGGUAGAGGCCCCUAUCACAGUGUGCGGAGAUGUCCACGGGCAGUUCUUCGACCUGAUGAAGCUCUUUGAGGUGGGCGGGUCCCCGCACAACACUCGCUAUCUAUUUCUGGGAGACUAUGUGGAUCGAGGGUAUUUUAGUAUUGAGUGUGUGCUGUACCUGUGGGCCCUGAAGAUCAAUCACCCGACCACCCUCUUCCUCCUCAGAGGCAACCACGAGUGUCGGCAUCUCACAGAGUACUUCACCUUUAAACAAGAAUGCAAGAUUAAGUACUCGGAGCGCGUGUACGACGCCUGCAUGGAGGCUUUCGACUGCCUUCCCCUGGCCGCCCUGCUCAACCAGCAGUUCCUGUGCGUGCACGGAGGCCUGUCCCCAGAGAUCACCUGCCUCGACGACAUCAGGAAGUUAGACAGGUUUAAAGAGCCGCCAGCUUUCGGGCCGAUGUGCGACCUGUUGUGGUCCGACCCAGGCGAGGACUACGGCAGCGAGAAGAGCUCCGAGCACUUCUGUCACAACAGCGUGAGAGGAUGUUCAUAUUUCUACAGUUACCCCGCAGUAUGUGACUUUCUGAUGAAUAAUAACUUGUUGUCAGUUAUAAGAGCGCAUGAAGCCCAGGACGCAGGGUAUCGAAUGUACAGAAAAAGUCAAACGACAGGCUUCCCAUCGUUAAUCACAAUCUUCUCUGCACCAAACUACUUAGAUGUGUAUAACAAUAAAGCUGCUGUGUUGAAAUAUGAGAACAAUGUCAUGAACAUCCGGCAGUUCAACUGCUCUCCUCACCCGUAUUGGCUGCCCAACUUCAUGGACGUCUUCACGUGGUCACUACCCUUCGUCGGCGAGAAAGUAACCGAGAUGCUGGUGAACGUGUUAAACAUCUGCUCGGAUGAUGAGCUCAUGUCAGAAGGAGACGACACCUGUGAAGGUGGAACCCCGGCAGUCCGCAAGGAAGUAAUCCGAAAUAAGAUACGUGCCAUUGGCAAGAUGGCCAGAGUUUUCUCUGUUCUUAGAGAGGAGAAUGAGAGCGUGUUGCAGUUAAAGGGCUUGACCCCCACUGGCACGUUGCCUUUGGGUGUGUUAUCAGGAGGCAGACAGACUCUGCAGAGCGCCACCGUAGAAGCAGAGGAAGCACGAGCUAUCCAAGGCUUCAACCCUCAACACAAGAUCCAGAGCUUCGAGGAAGCACGUGGUCUGGACCGAAUAAACGAGAGAAUGCCUCCACGCAAGGACAGCAUCCAGCCGGACGGCACUGCCAACUCCAUCAACGCAGCCAACUCCCCCGACAAGAACGGCACCAACGCGCAGGCGUAGUAACCUCCAACAGCUACCUACUGCUCUCCUUUACCCUCGUCCUUUCCUUCCUUUCUCUCUCUCUCUGUUUAUUUUUCCUAUGUCUCUCACCCUUUUUCUCUCAUGUCAUUCUCGUUUUGGUAGAGGUGAUGCCCCCUACAUGCAAAAAUCUCCUGGACGGCUUCAGGGGAGAAUCGCACAAUACCAUAAAAAGGGGCGUAGCAAAAAAAAACAUGGUUCUUAUUUAUUGAUUGAUAUAGAUAAGACAUUUAAGAUCUGUAACAGUGGGAAACUGAGAUGAAGAACUACAUGAGGAUAUUACAUGUGUAUAUAAAAUACAGAAUAUAUAUAAAUAUAUAUAUAUA
This is a messenger RNA of Triplophysa rosa, 2277 nucleotides long. It is a transcript of the gene ppp3ccb, whose product is annotated as protein phosphatase 3, catalytic subunit, gamma isozyme, b. The transcript has 14 exons. NCBI's taxonomy places the organism in Eukaryota, Metazoa, Chordata, Actinopteri, Cypriniformes, Nemacheilidae. Gene Ontology annotation, molecular function: calmodulin binding; calmodulin-dependent protein phosphatase activity. Gene Ontology annotation, biological process: calcineurin-mediated signaling. The record is from RefSeq and is a predicted model, not a curated record. The coding region runs from base 398 to 1933 and encodes 511 amino acids. Gene Ontology annotation, cellular component: cytoplasm; calcineurin complex.